This is a messenger RNA of Blumeria graminis f. sp. triticale, 114 nucleotides long. Lineage: Eukaryota; Fungi; Ascomycota; Leotiomycetes; Helotiales; Erysiphaceae. The record is from the annotation of a GenBank genome assembly.
AUGGUGCCCAAUGAAUGCGAGGGGUGCAUUCUUGAUGGAACCUUAUAUCUCGGCGGCUCGCUUGCUGUGAGACUUGGGGAUUCGCUCCGACUUGGAGUUCAGGAACCUCAUUGA